GAAUGUGUAAAAAUCAGGCAUCGCUUAUUGUCAGCUGGUGAAUGUGUCUUCGGUCUUGGGCUUUCUAUUCCUGAUUUGUUCGGUUUUCCUUUGGAACACAAACAGAAAUUCAUUUUAUUUUUAUUUUUUAAAAAUUAGUAUUAAUUACAGAGAUCAACUUCUAACGGGUUGUUAGCCCAUAAAGGGCCCAACACUCAUCCACGCCUUUUCACGAGUCCUCUGAACCCUAUAUUUCGGAACUUCAUUGCUUCAACUCCUCAGAUUUUGGAAUUGUACAGCGCCGUAGCCAUGGGGGCGUACAAGUACGUGUCGGAGCUAUGGAGGAAGAAGCAGUCGGACGUGAUGAGGUUUCUGCAGAGGGUGAGGUGUUGGGAGUAUCGCCAGCAGCCUUCCAUUGUUCGUCUCACUCGUCCCACUCGUCCCGACAAGGCUCGUCGUCUCGGCUACAAGGCCAAGCAGGGAUUCGUGGUGUACCGGGUACGAGUGAGGCGUGGAGGUCGGAAGAGGCCUGUUCCUAAGGGUAUUGUGUAUGGGAAACCCACAAACCAGGGAGUUACCCAACUCAAGUUCCAACGCAGCAAGAGAUCCGUUGCUGAGGAACGUGCUGGUCGCAAAUUGGGCGGCCUUAGGGUCCUCAACUCUUACUGGAUCAAUGAGGAUUCCACAUACAAGUACUACGAGGUGAUACUGGUGGACACUGCACACAGUGCCAUCCGGAAUGACCCGAGAGUAAACUGGAUAUGCAACCCGGUUCACAAGCACAGGGAACUCAGAGGGCUCACCUCGGAGGGAAAGAAGAACAGAGGUCUCCGUGGAAAGGGACACCUCUACCACAAGAACCGCCCGUCUCGGAGAGCCACCUGGAAGAGGAACAACACCCUCUCCCUCCGCCGCUACCGCUGAUUUUCAUUUCACUGGAAAAUUUUGUUGUUUUUUCCCAAUGGUAACCUGUGUUCUUUGGAAAUUCAGAAACUUAAAAGGGCCAGUUUAGUUUGUACAAACAUUACUUCGAACAGAUUUUCAUAGUAUUUGAUCAUUGUGGUUUACAUUUUUGUUUCA
This is a messenger RNA of Tarenaya hassleriana, 1059 nucleotides long. RefSeq names its product 60S ribosomal protein L15-1. NCBI's taxonomy places the organism in Eukaryota, Viridiplantae, Streptophyta, Magnoliopsida, Brassicales, Cleomaceae. Gene Ontology annotation, molecular function: RNA binding; structural constituent of ribosome. The record is from RefSeq and is a predicted model, not a curated record. Gene Ontology annotation, cellular component: cytosolic large ribosomal subunit; ribosome. The transcript has 4 exons. Gene Ontology annotation, biological process: cytoplasmic translation. Bases 289 to 903 code for a protein of 204 amino acids.